Raphanus sativus (radish) is the source of this 907-nucleotide messenger RNA. RefSeq names its product B3 domain-containing protein At2g31420-like. Lineage: Eukaryota; Viridiplantae; Streptophyta; Magnoliopsida; Brassicales; Brassicaceae. The transcript has a single exon. Gene Ontology annotation, molecular function: DNA binding. The record is from RefSeq and is a predicted model, not a curated record. Bases 114 to 728 code for a protein of 204 amino acids.
UCUCUCUCUCCCUCUCUCCUUAACUUAGUUCCUUGCGUAUAAAGAAACUUGAUCUUUCUCUCAAACGCUAUCUGCAACUCGUGUUUCCCUUCUAGCUUUUUCUUCUCCCUUACAUGUCGUCAAAAGAAUCCAUCCCAAUGGUGAAAUCUGAUGAUCAUAAGUUUUGGAAGCUAGAUAUGUUGGCGGAAAUUUCGGAAAAGGUAUUAGAAGAAAAAGAGAGAGCUAUUGGCACGACGGUGAAAUAUUCUUCGACACCACCCAAGUGGCUUAUGAAGGUGAUGAUGGAAAAAGAGAACGCACACGCACACGAUCCAAAGCUGAUCAUAGAGAAGAAACUGCACGCCAGCGAUCUCAGCAAAUUCCAAUCACGUCUCUCAAUGCCUAUAAACCAACUGCGUAGUUCGGAUUUUUUGACGGAAGAGGAGACAGCACUCUUACAGAAACAGCCAGAUCAGGUGAAUGAUCCUAAAGAAAGUGUGAGUGUGGUCUUGGUGGAUCCUCGGUCAGAAAGGCAUGAGGUUGAUUUAAGGAGGUGGAAGAUGGGUGCAUAUUGGAACUACGUAGUGGUUGGUGGUUGGAACAAAGUGAUUGAGAGUAACAAUUUUGAGGUUGACGACGUCACUAAGAUAUGGUCGUUUCGAUAUGGAGGAGGUAAACUAUGUUUGGCACUAUCUCCUCUGGUAAGAGAUUCUAAAUACUCCGGUCAGAGCAGCUCUCGUCGUUUCUGAUCACACACCACCAGUGCUUAAGCCACAAGUAAGAGGGGUUUGGUUUUGUUUUCAGGCAAUUCUUUAUUUUGUGUUUUUCCUCUUCCUUUUUCUGUUUUGAAAUAAAAAUUUGUGGUUUUACCUAAUAAGGAGUUUGUCUUAAUUUUUUUUUUAUCUUGGGUGAAAAUUUACAUAAACCA